Messenger RNA from Callithrix jacchus (white-tufted-ear marmoset), 5309 nucleotides. RefSeq names its product putative protein ARB2BP. Gene Ontology annotation, molecular function: siRNA binding. Lineage: Eukaryota; Metazoa; Chordata; Mammalia; Primates; Cebidae. The record is from RefSeq and is a predicted model, not a curated record. Gene Ontology annotation, cellular component: nucleus. Gene Ontology annotation, biological process: regulatory ncRNA-mediated heterochromatin formation.
AAAAUUCAGCACAGUGCUCUAAGGAGGAAAAAUGUUUCUGGCAUGUUCCAAGACCGAAGGGAAUCUAGAAAUAGGAUGGGAGAUGGGGGUAUAAAAGGGCUGGCUUGGGAAUCAAACCGUAACAGUCAAUAAAGGGAUCAGCCCAACUCACUUGUCCACUAGAGCAGUCAAGCCUUUAUUUAUAAUGUGGUCAGUGCCCAGGUAGAGGUAAGGCCCCAGGUGUUGUGGGGUAUUGGGCUUAGGGAAGUGUUUUACAUGGCAGGAAUGACUGCAAGGCAGAAAUACUUUAUGGCUUGCUGGGAUUGAAGUUCAGCAAGGAUAUUUAUUUGGUUAAUUUCUGUUUAAUAAAAACAUUGCUUACUGAAAAAUAAUUGAAUUUUCAGUUUCCUCACAAAUCAACUUUUUUAACUAAAGAACUUAACCCAGGGGUUUGAUACCAGCCUGGGCGAUAUAGUGAGACCUCCUCGCUAUAAAAAAAUUUAAAACUAGCUAAGCUUGGUGGCGCAUGCCUGUAGUAUCUUCUAAAAAUGAGUUACUUUUCAUUUAGGUUUCUCUUAGACAUGUGCACUCCAUGCAUUAACAAACUUCUUUGUUUUUCUCUUGUUACAAGGGUUCAUCCCAACUAAGAAUUCAGAUUAAGGAAAAAAUUAUUUUUCCUCCUCUAUGCUAUCUUAUUCUAAUCCAUUCUUUGGGAAAUUAAGCAUAAUAAUAUUUCGAUUCUUUCCCUCUUUAUUUUUGAAUUAUGUUGAAUUUGCUUGAGAGAGAUGGUUUAUCUUGAUUUGCAAAAGACAAAGUAUAUAUAGAUAAAUUGAUGUGUGGGAUAUUCUCUAAGAAUAAUUCAUAAACCUUUGACAUUUAUUAAAUUUAGAAGUAUAGAAGAAACCUCUAAUUUUUCAAAGCCUUGUGUUCAUCUUAUGUGUCAAUAUAUUGCUAGAGGACUUUUGAAGUGUGCUUUCUUUGGCAAAAAAUUGUAAAAUUCUAACAAUAUUUAAGUGCCUACUGUGCACCAGACAAUAUUCCAAGAACUAGAGAUAGAGGAGUGAACAAAACCAAGUCCCUGUUCCUGCUAUCAUGGCACUGACAUUCUAAUGGAGAGAAGUAGACAAUAAGCAAAUACAUGUCAGUUGGAAAUAAGUGCUUAAAAAAAAAGAAAGGGAGAGAGUUGCUCUUGCAGAUGGACUGCUCAAAGAGAAUCACUCUGAUGAGAUAAAGAGUGGGCAGAAACUUUAAAAGCCCUGUAGAUAUCUAUAAAGGGAAAGAAUAUUCUAGGUUGUGGCCACGGCAUAAGCGAAUACCCUUAAAACAGGAGCUUCUCCACAAAUUGAUGGCAAAGUAGAUCAGGUGUGACUACGGUGAAGUAAGCCUUUGGUAGGAAAUGACACCUGAGAAGGAGCAAAGACCCAGCUCACGUAACUGGAUGAGUAAGCCAGUGAGAGAGUGGAAGCAAAUGACACUGGAGAGCCAAGGACCAGAAGCAUGAAUAGUCACCGUGAGGACCUGUGAGAGCUCCAGGAGCCUACAAAAAACUGGGGAGUGGAGAAGAGGGGAUGGCUAAGUCUCUCUGACUUGUCCACACUGAGCUGGUACCGGUUCCAUUGGAGGUGUGAGUAGCUAGUUUCUGCUCUGUGGUUACCAAUGACACAGGAGCUGAGCUUCCAAAAAUUUAUUGAACAAUCUGACUUACUAGGAGAACUUAAAUAUGACUUCAAUGAAAAAGCUGAAUUCAGACACACCGAGACUCAAAGACCUUUUGUCUUUAACCAUUAUGGAAAUGUCUUUGAGAAAAAUAGCAAGCGGUACCAGGACCUUGGCCAUUUGCUUGAACAAUACAUUUAUGAGCUUUUGGAGAAAGUGUGCAAAUUAGGAAAAGUUUAUAUCCCACCUGAGGCUGAUGAAGAAGAACAAAGAAGCUUCUUUUUCAUGAGCGAGAAAGCAUUAACAAACCAGCAUUCUGCUCUUCUUGUCCUUCUUCAAGACCAGGGGGUCUUUCGAGCUGGUCAGUGGAGUCAGCAGGCAAUAAUACAUCAUGGUCUCCAACAUGGAAGUCAGAUACCAUGUAUUCAAAUGGCAUUGCAGGCACAUUAUGAUGUAAUUGUGCUAAACCCCAAUGAUAAUUUUGUGGAACUAAAGAUGGAAAAAGAGUGGAAAGGCCUUUUAACACAAAAUAUUGAGUCGUCUUCUCUAAAAAUUGUUCAAGGUGGGAGCUUUUUCUCUCUCCAGCGUCCCAAAUGUAUUCCAAAAAGAUGCAGCAACACCCCUGAAGAACACAUGGCUUACAUAUGGGAUUACUUCAUUUCAAAGACUGAAGGCAAGGACAUUGCCUUCAUUGUACACGGUUAUGGAGGCUUGGUUUUUAUGGACUUGCUUGUUCGUAGAAGGUGGGAAGUGAUGAGCAAAGUAUAUGCUGUUGCACUUAUUGACUCUGAACAUCAUGUAGGACACCAGCUGGGAAGUGAUGUACAGUUACUAGCAUGGAUAAAGCACCACUGCCGUGAAUGGGUGACAAGUCCUAAGCCUUUGGAUAAACCUGCAGCUACUGUUUUCAAAAGGGAAUUUCCUAUGGUUUCUGCUGGUACAGAAAACUACAGCUUAGCCCCUUCCUCUAGCCUUCAGUCAAUUUUUAAGUACUUUAAAAAAGCUUUAAAAGCCAAAACAACUAUUAAUUUCUCUAGAAUGCCAAUAAUGACUAGAAGUUCCACAAAAAGAAAAAAAAGUGCUUAAACUACUUUUGUCUUCUAAGAUUUUUUUUUUUUUUUUUUUUGGUCCUCCUGCAACUUUGCUAAUAAAGAUUCUGGAGAAAACAAAAAAACACUGUCAACUCACACACAAUAUGAUGUUCUGGCUUGAGGUUUGAUUUGUCACUUUUCAUUACGUUUUGUUUUUAUGAGGCAGGGUCUCACUUUGCUGCCCAGGGUAGUCUGGAAAUCUGGCCCCAAGUGAACCUCCCACUUCAGCCUCCCAAAGUGUUGGGAUCAUAGGCAUUAGCCACUGCACAUGGCCAGGUCUGUUGCUUGAUUUGAUUUUCUUUUUCUUUCUUUCUUUUUUUUUUUUUUUUUUUUUUUUUUUUUUGAGGAGGGGUCUCACUCUAUCAGCCACGUUGGAAUGCAGUGGCACAAUCUCAGCUCACUGCAACCUCUGCCUCCUGGGUUCAAGCAGUUCUCCUGCCUCAGCCUCCCGAGUAGCUAGGACUGCAGGCAUACACUACCACGCCCGGUAAUUUUUGUAUUUUCAGUAGAGACAGGGUUUCACCAUGUUGGCCAGGUUGGUCUAGAAUGUCUGACCUCAGAUGAUCCACCUGCCUCAGCCUCCCAAAGUGCUGGGAUUACCGGUGUGAGCUGCUGCACCUGGUCAUUUUGUUGUUUUUUUGAAAAGUGAACAUAUUCUCUUUUGUAGCCUACUGAUGAACUGGGAAUUCAGUGCCAUCGUUAAUGUUUUGCAGUAUUUGUUAAGUGUGAAGAUCUUUCUUUUGACAAAUUAUGGUUUAAUACAACGACAAAAUGGCAAUUGAUAAAAAAUAUUGUCAAUCUUUGAUUUCUAUAAUACCAUAAUAAAAUUACAAGUGAAUGUAAAAAUUAAACAUAAUAAACAAACUACAUUCUUUGUAUAUGUUUUUUGUUAAAAUUUGUUGUACUUCUUAUUCACAAGGUCUGAAGGAAAAAAAAUUUAAUUUCUUGGUGUUGUGUGUGUGUUCACUCAUAUCUUCAACUAAUAUCUGAGUGUUUACUAUGUGACAGUCAAGACUAGGUGUUUGGGACACAGUAGAAACAGCGAUUACAUUGCCUUCCUCUUUACAGAGUUUACAAUGGCCGAGAAAUUACAAAUGUGAAGAGUGUUAAAAAGUAAAGAAGCCAGGUGGAGUGGCUCACAUCUAUAAUCCUAGCAUUAUGGGAGGCUGAGGCGGGUAGAUCACCUGAGGUCAGGAGUUCAAGACCAGCCUGGCCAACAUGGUGGAACCCCAUCUCUACUAAAAAUACAAAAAUUAGCAGAGCAUGGUAGCUAGCGCUUGUAAUCUCACCUACUUGGGAGGCUGAGGCAGGAGAAUCACUUGAAUCCCAGAGGCUGAGGUUGUGCCACUCCACUCCAGCCUGGGCAACAAGAAUGAAACUCUGUCUCCAAAACAAAAAAGAAGUGGUGUGAUGGAAUAUCUAGCAUGAGAGCUAAACAGCCUUGGGAUUCAGGGAAUAUUUCCCUAAGAAAAUGUUGCUUAGUUUGAAGAGCAAUAGUAGUUGUCUAGGAGAACAAAGUCACUGGCAAAUAAACAGCCUAUGCAAAGGCAUUCAGGCAGAAGAAGGCUAGCUCAGCUACAGCUAAAAGAUUGAGAAGGAAUCAUGUGUUCAGAAACAAAUGAUUUAUGACACUUAUUGAUAUAAUUUGGAUUUGGAUAUUUGUUCCCACCCACAUCUCAUGUUGAAUUAUAAUCCCCAAUGCUGGAUGUGAGGCCCAGUAGUGUUUGGGUCAUGGGGGUAGAUCCCUCAUGGCUUGGUGCUGUCUUCACAAUAGUGAGUUCUAGUGAGACCUGGUCAUUUGAAAGUGUGUGACACAUUCCCCACCCUCUCUCUCUUGUUACUGGUCUGCCACAUGAGAGUCCUACUCCCCUUCACCUUCUGCCAUGAGUAAAACUCCCUGCGGCCUUUCCAGAAACCAAGCAGAUACCAGUUCCAAGUUGCCUGUAUAGCCUGCAAAACCAUGAACCAAUUAAACCCCUUUCCUUUUUUUUCUUUUUUUUAAAAAAAUAAGAUGGGGUGUCACCAUGUUGGUCAGGCUGGACUUGAACUCCCGACCUCAGGUGAUCCACCCACCUUGGCCUCCAAAGUGCUUGAAUUACAGGCAUGAGCCACCAUGCCCGGCCCCCUUUUCUUUAUAAAUUACCCAGUCUCAGGUAUUUCUUUAUAGCAAUGCAAGAACACCCUAACACAGAAAAUCGGUACCAAGGAGAAAGGUGUUGCUAUAAAGAUACCUGAAAAUGUGGACGCAGCUUUGGAACUGGGUAAUGGGCGGAGGUUGGAACAGUUUGGAGGGCUCGGAAGAAGUCAAGAAAAUGAGGAAAAUCUUGUAAUUUCCUAGAGAGUGGUUAAAUGGUUGGUACCAAAAUGCUGAUAGUGAUAUGGACAGUGAAGACCAGGUUGACGAGGUCUUAGAUGGAAAUGUCAAACUUAGGAACUGGAGCAAAGUUCACACAUGUUAUGCCUUAGCAAAGAACUUGGCUGCAUUGUGCUAUUUCCCUAGGUUCUGUGAAAGUUUGAACGUGAGAGUGAUGAUUUAGGUAUCUGGCAGAAAAAAUUUCUACACAGCAAAGCAUUCAAAAUGUG